Molecule: messenger RNA, 2625 nt
Organism: Annulohypoxylon truncatum
Lineage: Eukaryota; Fungi; Ascomycota; Sordariomycetes; Xylariales; Hypoxylaceae
Exons: 11
Coding region: 188-2437 (749 amino acids)
Biological process (GO): transmembrane transport
Cellular component (GO): membrane
Molecular function (GO): myo-inositol:proton symporter activity
Source: RefSeq, a predicted model, not a curated record
UGACCGAUGAUCCUUUUAGAAGGACGAGGCUCUGGUCUUGUAGUGUCUCAUGCUGACCGAAGAAGCCCAGACAAAAUGUCUGUCUCAAGUCCCUGCCUAACCUUGUUUUACUUGAUGCCCUCUCUACUCUGCGGAAUCAACUACUCGGUCGAUUUAUUACGUUAGCUAGCGCACAGUAUCCAAUACCAUGGUAGAUCGGCCUGUCCCAAUGUCGACAUUGCGUCCACGUAAAUCUGACAAUGAUGCCGAACCAAUCGAAUCCAUGCCAUCUGCAGGAGCAAACCGUAAUGAACAAAUACAUAGAAGACGCCAUAACAAUCAGGGAAUCAUUGAGAAUCCCCUAGUUCACCUAAAUGAUGAUGAGCUUUUGCAGGAUGUCAUGGUAUUCUGGGAGGAAUGUCUGCCAAGGGUUGACCGAGGUGAACUGAUUAGAGCAGCCAGAGUCGCCCAAAAUGCCCGCUCGUAUGACGAGAUCGCCAGGUCUACGAGCCGGGACUCAAAGACUGGCCCUAACGAAGGCGGCUACAAUCCUCUAGUCCAGCUUAGAGAAGAAGAGAAAGCUGCACUGAUAGCCGAGAAGGACUCUCUUUUCUCUCAAAAGGGCAUGUUCGUCGUCAUUCUUACCGUCUCACUUGCGGCCUUUCUACAAGGCUUCGUCCAAUCCUCUAUCAAUGGAGCCUCUCUAUUCCCAGAUCAAUUGGGUUUAGGAGCGUCUGAUUCUACAGUUAGGGAGGACGACUACAAACUUGGGGCGGCUAACGCCUCUCCCUUUUUCUUCGCCGCCUUGCUAGGUUGCUGGUUGUCCCUGCCCAUCAAUGAUCUAGUUGGUCGCCGAGGGGCAAUGGCUAUAGCUGCAUUGCUUAUAUUUGCUAGCUCAUUGGGCGCGGCGUGGUGUUUGAGCUGGAAAAGUUUAUUCUCUAUACGUGUGGUAAAUGGCAUCGGUAUGGGAGUUAAGGCCGUUAGCACGCCUAUUCUGGCGUCUGAGACAGCAGUCGGCUUUUGGAGAGGUAGCGCCAUCCUAGCGUGGCAAUUGUGGGUCGCUUUUGGGAUCAUGAUGGGUUUCGUGUUCAACCUGGCCUUCUGGGCAUCGACAUCAGAUAAUCCGAAGCUGACGGUGCAGCUGAUCCUGGGCUCUCCUUGUGUUCCAGCAAUCUUCCUCCUUAUAGGGCUAUAUUUCUGUCCAGAGAGCCCUCGGUAUUAUCUGAGACGGACCACGCCUAAUUAUAAUCCCCAGAAGGCAUAUGAAAUCCUGCUGAAAAUUCGGAAAACAGAACUCCAAGCUCUCCGUGACGUCUAUUUAGUCUAUAAGUCCGUUCAGCUCGAAGAGUAUACGGACAACAUCGACGAAGAAGCCCCUCGAGGAUUCUUUGGCCACGCUAAGAAUUAUGUGUCUCAAUACAGACAGCUCUUCACUCAACGACGGCUGAGAAAUGCUCUGAUAAGCAGUUCGAUAGUCGCGUUAUCCCAGCAAUUGUGUGGUAUCAACGUGUUCGCGUUUUAUUCAGGUACACUAUUUAGUAGUGUUACGAGCAGCUCAAAAGGGGACCAUCCCCUGUCCACCCCGAUGCUCUAUAGCUUCGGGUACGGGGCCGUAAACUUUUUCUGUGGUCUUCCAGCAAUUAGGACCAUGGACACGCUUGGUCGGCGCAAGUGGCUUGUCAUAACCUUGCCUGUGAUGACCCUCUUCAUGCUGGCUGCUGCGCUGUCAAGUACAACUUCCUCCGAAAUCAACAAUGGUGUAACGAGGACGGCACUUAUUGCCGUCUUCGUUUUUCGUAAGUAUGUCGAUGGCGUUUUGAAGCAACAGACAUUAACUCGAUGUGUUGCAGUGUUCACGGCUACAUACGCACCGGGGUUAGGCCCUAUCCCAUUUACCCUCGCGUCCGAAAGCUUUCCCCUUUCCCAUCGCGAAGCUGGAGCCGCGUUCGCCAUCGCAAUUAACCUACUGUUCGGCGGCCUCAUCCAAAUGUUCUUCCCCCGCAUACACGCCCGCCUCAAUGACGGGGGGUCGCUCGGCCUCUUCGCGGGCCUGAAUCUCCUCGCCUUCGUCCUCGUCUUCCUGUUCGUCGAGGAGACCAAGCGCCGCUCCCUCGAGGACCUGGACUUGAUCUUCGCCGUCCGCAAGCGCGACUUCGUCCGACACCAGGUCACCCGAUACCUCCCCUGGUUCUUCCGGCGCUAUAUCCUCGGUCGGAGGGAACGGAAGCCGCUGCUGUACAGGGACUUGAUUUGGGGCGCGCCGCGUACUGAGGUGGGCGUCGACCGUGACUGGAACGGGUUCGCGGCGACUGCUGGUGCCGCGGGUGGUGAGGAUGGGGAGCUUGGUGGCAAAGACGGUGGUGUCUCGCCUGAGUUCCCCAGACGCCCUUCGGGGCUUAUGGUGUCGGAGCAUGCCGGAAGGAUCUCGGAGGACUCAGAUGAUUCUGCGCACAGAUGAAGAAUGUGGGGGCUUUGUUCGCGCUGUGUAUUUGUUUGUGUGUGAUUGAUCAUUAUCCUUACCUAUCAUAGAGGAGUUCUAAGUUUAUAUUUCAUGGCUUAAGAUGUAAUUAAGCCUUACCCCAGAAUUGAAGGGGUUUCGACAAAUCAAUGCUUUUCACCUAGUAUCCAAGUCUCCUAGGUACUGCC